Messenger RNA from Canariomyces notabilis, 1451 nucleotides. Its product is annotated as taurine catabolism dioxygenase TauD. The transcript is spliced from 5 exons. The record is from RefSeq and is a predicted model, not a curated record. Lineage: Eukaryota; Fungi; Ascomycota; Sordariomycetes; Sordariales; Chaetomiaceae. Gene Ontology annotation, molecular function: oxidoreductase activity. Bases 114 to 1451 code for a protein of 445 amino acids.
UGAGCACUCAUCAUCCACCCUCCCUCCAACAAGUCUGACAACUUUUUCCUUCCUCUAACUCAGAGACAUCUCUUCUGCCCCCUCAACUUGCUUCUCCAGCUUCAGUUGUAGCAAUGGCCCCAACCGCAGCCGUCCUUCCGGCCACUGAUUACAUCGCCGCCGCGGCCAACAACGCCGUUCUCAAGGACUACUACUCCUCGGGACUCCGUGCACGGUUUCGUCUCGACGCCGCUAGGAUCUCCACGCCAUCUACUCUCAAGGGGCCGUAUGCUAAUAUCAGUUACGAGGUAGACGAGAACUCUUUCCGCCGUCGUUCGGCGGCCCGUCUCGCUGCUGGGGGUCUCGCCUCCUCUGUGCCAGAGGGGUGGCCCACCAAGUUAGAAGGGCCCCUGGUUUGGACCGGAGCCGACUUUGAAGGACAGGACGAGUCUGCGUAUGUGUACUACCUAACGGAUGGUGACAAGAGGGAGAUUGAUGCGGCGUUGAAGCACUUCAACAAACUUGGUCUUGACGGCAAUGAAGUAUCGCCCGAGACCUUUCCCCUGCCCACAUUGGGGGUAAAACUCGGCAACAUCUGUACGGACGUGUACGAGGGCCGGGGAUUCGCGAUUCUCCGCGGUCUGGACCCGGACGCCUACCCAUCCGUCGAGGAUCUCACUGUCGUGUAUCUCGGCAUUUCAAGCUACAUCGGCAAUCGCCGUGGAAAGCAGGAUCAGCUGGGGUCAAUGUUGAUGCAUGUGAUCAGCAGAGACGAGCACGCAGUAGAUAGUGAGGACAGGCCCUUCCACACCGACACUGUCACCGACUGCCUCUGCCUCUUCACCCAAAGCCUUGCCGAAAAAGGCGGCCGCAGUGUGAUAGCCUCGGCCUGGACCGUGUACAACGAGCUCGCAGCCACCCGGCCCGACUUGAUCCACGUUCUGGCAGCGCCAGACUGGCCCUUCGACACCUUCCUCCGCCAACCGGCAUACUACACCCGGCCCGUCCUCUUUUACCACGACUCCAAAAUCAUCGCCUCCUUCUCCCGCCGCCUGCUCGUAGGCCACCCGCCACAAACCCCGCGCACGCCAGGGAUCCCGGGUCUGAGCGAGGCACAGGCCGAGGCGCUCGACGCCAUGCACUUCAUUGCGCGCAAGCACGAGUUCAAGCCGCGCAUGCAGCGCGGCGAUCUGCGCUUCAUCAACAACAUGGCCGUGCUGCACCGGCGCGAAGCCUUUACCAACAGCCGGGCCAACGACGGAGUUGUUCGGGUUGCUGACAACAAGGACGGGGUGCGCCACCUGGUGCGCAUCUGGCUCAACAACGAGCUUCUGUGCUGGAAGCUGCCUCGUCCACUGCGCCUCGCCUGGGCGAGGGUCUUUGAGGACGACGAGAGAGAGGAGCGCUGGGAUCUGGUUCCGCCGCGAAGGCCUGACGGAAGGAUCUUGAGGGUGCCUGGAAGCUGUGAUUGA